AUGGAGGCCCGUUCAAUCGAUAAGGGGUAUCGGGCCACCGGACGACCGAACAGUUGUAUCCGGUCGUUGGUGGAUUGUAAAACGAACAACAUGCGAACGUUACUGCUUCUAGCUGCCGUCCUGCUACCGGCGACGGUCUACUCCUUAGCCGUUGAUCCACGGACGAUCGAUUGGUCUGCGGUGAGGACCUUGGAACAAACCGAUGCCGUACGAGCCGCUCAAGGACUUCCACCACUCACGGAUGAAGAGGUACGCUCUUCACGGAUCGCCGAUGGACAGAUUGCCUCGCCGAUGCAAUUCCCCUGGGCAGCCGGUGUCCUAAUCUCGGGUUCGUCCUCGCACAGCUUCUGCAGCGGUGUGCUAAUCUCCCGUCGCUAUGUUCUUACGGCCGCUGUGUGCAUCUCAGGAUCCAACACCUUGACUGUCCUUUUGGGAGCCUCGGACAUGACGCGAGUCGAGGAGUUUAUCGGAGUGUCCAACAUUCUGUCGCAUCCGAACUACAGCUCGUUCUUUAACCGAGAUGAUAUCGCGAUUCUUACGCUGGAUCGUGAGGCCCCAGUCCGGGAUACGAUCCGUCCGGUGGAUUUGCCACGGCUCAGUCAAGUAGGAAAUAGUUUCAAUGAUUGGGCUGCCACUACUGCUGGCUGGGGUAACACAGGACGCCGUGAGAACGAGCCAGUUCCCAUCCAGAACCUACAUUUCGCCGUUGACUCAGUGACUAGCAACUUCCGGUGCGGAUUGUCGCACACCUUCAUCCGGGAUACGCACAUCUGCACCAUGACCAACAAUGGAGGAGCCUGUAAUGGCGAUGAAGGUGGUCCAGUGACGGUAACCGAGAGUGGCCGUACUUUCCUCGUCGGUAUUCACUCGUUCCACUUCUCCGGACUGUUUGGUUGCGAUCGUGGCCGCCCAUCGGUGCACACUCGUAUCACCGAGUAUCUGGGUUGGAUUCAGCAGAACACCGAUAUCGUUGUCGAGCCCUAGCUGAUGACCUUGGAUUAUAAUAUCCGGUCGCUGGAUGCGUGGUAUCGAAUAAUGGAUGGAUUUGUGAAUAAAGAAUUUC
Molecule: messenger RNA, 1063 nt
Organism: Anopheles aquasalis
Lineage: Eukaryota; Metazoa; Arthropoda; Insecta; Diptera; Culicidae
Product: collagenase
Biological process (GO): proteolysis
Molecular function (GO): serine-type endopeptidase activity
Source: RefSeq, a predicted model, not a curated record